Molecule: messenger RNA, 651 nt
Organism: Prorocentrum cordatum
Lineage: Eukaryota; Dinophyceae; Prorocentrales; Prorocentraceae
Source: the annotation of a GenBank genome assembly
AUGCCGCAGGCCGGCCCGCUGGCUCUCCUGCCCCUUGCCUGCCUGCUCCGCGCAGGAUCCGCAGCCCGGUCUUCGGGAGACCUUGGCGCCCUUGAAGCUGACAGCGCGGCCAGCCUUGUCAGCGACAGCGAUGGCGACAAGUGGCGCGUCUGCAACCCGUUCUCUUCCGAGGAGACGCGCAGGUAUUACUUCCAGUCCGUGGAGGAGGACGGCGACCCCACGGCCAUCGAGUUCGUGCGCCACAAGCGCUCCCCGAAGCUGAUCUUCCACAAGCACAGCGAGUGGGCCGCGAAGUACGAGAGGUACAUCGAGGCCGCGAGCCGAGACCAUGGGCCCAUGCCGAGCAUGCUGCCGGAGUACCGGUCGACCUGGCUGCCGGUGAGCCCUCCGGGCUCCGAGCGGCCUGCUGAGAGCUCGACUCUGCGCCUGGGGGAGAAGUACGUGGACUACAUCCGGUGCGUCCCGGUGGCCACCCCCGACGGGCCGACGUCGUGCGUUCUGGAGGUCGUGGGCCAGGGCAUCACGAGCGAGCUCCUCGGGGGCCUGUACUGCCAGGGGGCCACGCGCGAGCCCUGCCCCCCACCACCCCACGAGUUCUCGGGGGGGGGAGGGGGGGGGAUCUCUUCGCUCGGGAGGCCCCGGACGAAGUGA